ACAGAUUGAACGACGAUGCUCUGCGGGUCUUUGCUGCGCCUUCGCCACCCGGUCGUGGCCGUGACCGCGCUCCGGCGCUUCGCUGCGGACGCGCGCAAGUCGGCGCCAGCCAACGCGCGCUUCAAGCUCCUCGGCGACAACGAUCACGUGGCGCCGGCGACGUCGGUCGUCCCGAGCGACGUUCUGUACGAGUUCCACCGCAAGACGUACUUUACCAUGAUCUCGUCGGCGUCGCUCGUGCAAAUUGCGUUCUGGAGCUGGUUCAAGGGCGCCGAGAUGGCGAUCCCGAUCACGCCGGUCGACGUGCCCGACACGACGCUCAUGUCAAUCAUCACGAACGACGCGUGGUCGUCGAUUGGCCUCGGCGCGAGCGUCAUGAUGGCCGGCAUCGUCGGCUUCUUCGCCCAGCGCUCGAUUGCCCGCGUCUCGGUAAUCUCUGGCGGCGCCAAGCUUCGCAUUACGACGCACAAGUUUCUUGGCGGCCUCUCGGAGCCGACCGACUAUGCGUUGCCGCAGAUCCGCGUCCAGUCGCAAACCGCAAGUACUUGACGCUCAAGAUCAACGACUCGAUGGGGUUCUACCUCAUUGACGUCAACGGCACGUUCCACAACCGCGCCAAGCUCGACCACAUUCUUCAGGUCGCGUCGACGACGGCCGCGCCGAGCGCCGAGGACAAGGCCAAGGCCAACGCGGGUACGACGUUCCCGCUGCGCUCGGAUCUGCCGCGCACGGACCUCAAGACGGCGAGAAAGAACAAAAAGUAAUCGCUGCAACGACGCUACCCGAUGCGCCUAACACGCUUUUCGGCACGA
Molecule: messenger RNA, 812 nt
Organism: Saprolegnia parasitica CBS 223.65
Lineage: Eukaryota; Oomycota; Saprolegniomycetes; Saprolegniales; Saprolegniaceae
Exons: 4
Coding region: 16-549 (177 amino acids)
Cellular component (GO): mitochondrion
Source: RefSeq, a predicted model, not a curated record